Messenger RNA from Suillus bovinus, 2142 nucleotides. Its product is annotated as putative phosphatase regulatory subunit-domain-containing protein. The coding region runs from base 1 to 2142 and encodes 713 amino acids. Gene Ontology annotation, biological process: regulation of glycogen biosynthetic process. Gene Ontology annotation, cellular component: protein phosphatase type 1 complex. The record is from RefSeq and is a predicted model, not a curated record. Gene Ontology annotation, molecular function: protein phosphatase 1 binding; glycogen binding. NCBI's taxonomy places the organism in Eukaryota, Fungi, Basidiomycota, Agaricomycetes, Boletales, Suillaceae. The transcript is spliced from 2 exons.
AUGUCGGAUUUUUUCGAUGCAGGUGGUCUUCACAACGACAAGAACCUCAUCAAUCCAACCAUACAUCAAUCAUCCAUACGCUUCCCUUCCACUGAUACUGAUCAUUCCGACUCGUCCACCUCUUCCGCACCUUCUGACGAGUCGCAUAUCGUUAUAUCGCGCUCUCGACGAGUCCGUGGGCAGAAUUCCAAUCCGUCAUCUCCCACACCAUUGUCUAUCAAGGCUAGGCACCACCCAAGUCCUCGCACGCACCAAGCGGACAAAAGGGGUGUUCAGCCCCCGGAGCUUAGUGAUGCAUCUGAUGUUGACACGGUGCGCUUGACGCAGGCACCAUUCGACAAUGCUAGUAGCGUAAAGCCCAACCCGUUUAGGGCGCAGGCUCGUCAAUUUUCUUCGGAAAUGCGCUCCAGCUCUCUUCCCCAAUUCAACUCAUCUCACCCCGAUAGUUCGAAUCUAUCCCCCCAGACCCGAUCUAUUCGAAAUAAGUCUGGCCAGCCUAUCAAGCCAUCGCUCAAGCACGCCAAACUUCCCAACCUGUCAAUUCCAACGGGCGGCGCGAUCGUGCAGAGCGAACCCACGACGCCUACCCUUUCGAAGGCGGUACACUUCGACGCCAAACUUGAACAUGUCAAACUGUUUCUCUCAAAGCAAAAACCUCUCGCAGUAUCGCGAGAUCGUGACCUAACCACCGAUACCAGCGGUACGGAGAGUGAUCUACCCUCAAUCAUCCGUGGUCCACCGGAUGGCUUCGCCGAGAAACAGAUUGAGCUUCAGAUUCGCAACAUGCCGUCCAUCCCGCCAAAAGAUGCAGACGUGAUAUUACAAGGACUCACUUUAUCCCAAUGCGAUAAGACCAUCACCGGACAAAUCCGAGUGCGAAAUAUUGCAUUCGAGAAAUGGGUGGCUGCUCGGUUCACUUUGGAUCUGUGGCAGACGACGAGCGAAGUUACCGCUCAUUAUGUGGAGUCCGUGAACGAUGGCACGUUUGACAUUUUUAUGUUCACGAUAAGGUUGCAUGACAUGUGGGCGCGUAUCGAGGAAAAGACGAUGUUUAUUGCCUUGCGCUAUACUACCGCAGGCAUGCAGCUCUGGGACAACAACCACGGUGCCAACUACAUGCUCAAGUUCAUCGGGAAGCUUGUGCCGCGCAAGACACCCGUUAUCGCCCGGUCUCCCAUGGGGGCUUCGGCUUUCAAAGUUGAGUCGGCAAGAGUGGAUAUGGAUCCUUCUCAGGCGUCCCCUUCGCCGCGCUCUUCCGCGGCGUUGACACCAGAAACGCCUCUGUCAGCGAGGUAUCAUUCAGGCUCUGCGCUUAACGUUGCUCAAGAUGGAGACCUUCCUCCCCUAUCUUUCCCACCUAUACGGACCUCUACGUAUCCCACAGAGCUCUCCAGUGCUUGGUCGAAGCAUGCUGCUUAUCGCACCGAUAAGACACUGCCACGUCAUACUCGAUCCGUUACUAUAGCAUCAUCUAGGGAUCUAGAAAAGCACGAGCAAGCGCACAUUGCACAGUCGGAAUCUUUAAACCUCGAUCCCCCCUUGUCACGUGCAGCACGCGAACGCAACCAUCAUCGUGGCUAUCUAGACAGAUCAAUGGGUGGCACAGCGCGUAAAACCCUUCCAGGUCCUGCUCUUUUGAGUCCCUUUGAGGAGCAGACUCCUACUCGCAGUAGUGAUCCGCAAGGACAACCAUCGCUCUUUAGCAGGUUUACUGCUCACAAUAUGGCUCGGAUGAAUAGCGCAAGCUCCACUGCUUCUACGAGCUCCCUAACUACUCCGCUUACGUCUCCGGGGCCCAGUACGCCCUCUUCCGACGACGACAAGCCCUCUCUCAAUGAUAGCUAUAGCCAAUUCCUCAACCGGUUCUGCUUCUUCACUGGUUCUGGCUCGCUGACAGACUAUUCUUCUGAUUCGAUCACCCGUUCGCACUCCGCAUCCAGUGUAGAAGCGUUAUUGUGCUCUUCGCCUCCUCAUGAUUUCUCUUCUUCCUUGCGCGAUCAUGCUUUCAAUGGCCUCCGCACUUGUAGCUUGGAUAGCGUCUCUACUUGUCAGAGUGGCUCGACUACCCCGCACGCGAAUCCAAUGCUCGAUUGCCCCACGCCAGUGGUCCACUGUGAGUAUCCACUCCGAGACACUGGCUAG